AUGCCACUAAGAAGUUCGCGAGUGCGCCGCAUUUUGCUUGUAACGGCAGCGGCGGUGGCAAUUGCAUGUUCAGUCGGUACCUCUUUCACUGACGAGAGCGAUGAGGUCUCAGUGGACCGCACGGCGUCAGAGCCGGAUGAGAAUCUGGUCACAGUGGCUGAGUUUAUUGCCACGAACGAGUGGCAGGAGCUGCUGCCCGGACAGGGCGUCCCGCCCGGACUCCACGUACGCAUGAACUUGGAAACGGGGAAGCGUGAAGCAAAGUUGCUGGAUCCUGAAGAACAGGACGCUGAAGAGUCCAUGAGAUCAGUGAUCGUUGACCCGAAUACGAAGGACAGGACCGUGACUGUUUCCACCAGUGUUUCCGGAGAUAUUGUGGCUGAAGAGAUGGAGGAGGACGACACGCUUGCGGUGAUUGACGAGGAAGGUCUGAUGGACGAGAGCACUCGCGCGAAGUCUGCUGCGGACGAAGGAGUUGGGGAGUUUGAGCCCAACUGGAACCACGAGAAAAUCUACGACGUGCUGCAGGCACUGCCUGAGCCACCGAAAGUCGAAGGCAUGGACAUCCACGAAGCCCAUGAAAAGCUGUCGCCUGCUGCAUUUCGUCAGCAGAUUGUCGCACUGUGGAAGAAACGCCAAGCCGAGCUGAAAGAGGCGUUUGAGUCGCUCCAGGACGAUGCAAAGUAUCUGGGCAAUUUGCUGGAACAGUUCACGGAAGCUGAGCACAAUAACGAUACCAGGGGCCAGUUGUCCGUGCUCGAGGUGUUGGAGUGGGAGGUGCAGGACCUAGACAAGACCCAUGUUUUCAACUUCAUUGGCGGAUUCGGCAUCAUUUCGGAGUACCUCACUUCGGCCAAUUUACCUGUCCGGGCGCAUGCCGCCUGGGUCGUUGGAUCUGCUACAAAGAAUUACAAGGACGCCCAGGAGUGGGCGAUCGACGCCGGCGUUGUGCCGAAGUUGGUCAGCUCGUUGUCGUUGGAUGUCCCAGAAGACAAGGAAGCAGCCAAGGAUGUCUUGGAAGUCAAGAAGAAGGCAAUCUAUGCUCUAUCCUCGAUUGUGCGAUCGAACGAGCGUGGUCAGCGAUUGUUUCUGCUGCAUGACGGACCCGAGCUCUUGGCACGAAUGAUCGACGACGCGCAUCCGGAUCGGCUUCAAUUGAAGGUACUUUAUUUCGUGUACGACCUGCUGGCGGAAGCAGCCGACAGCAAGUUGCGACCUCGUGGUGAUCAUCCAGCGCCUUCCACGCUGACCGAACUCGAAGCGAUAUUCCAGUCGACGAAAUGGUGUGCGCGCGUUGCCACGACGUUUGUCAAAACGGCUUCGAUUCUCGUCGAUCGAGAGGUAAUUGAGCUCGUGGACGCCAUGCGGCACCAAUUGCCUGCGUGCAAAGACGUGCAUCGAGCUUCGGGUGUCCAGUCGGUGGUGGAGACGCUGGCCCAGAGCUUUGCCGCUGACUUGGAGCGCGACAAUGAGGAGAAGAAGGAGCUGGCGCUGUUUUUCGACGACUUUGUGAGUCGGGUGUCGUCAGCAGAAUGA
This is a messenger RNA of Hyaloperonospora brassicae, 1536 nucleotides long. Lineage: Eukaryota; Oomycota; Peronosporomycetes; Peronosporales; Peronosporaceae. The record is from the annotation of a GenBank genome assembly.